AUGCGCAGAAUGCUCGGCAUUACGCGCAUAUCCAUGCCUAGCCGCAGGCGAGUUCUGCCCGUGCUCCUUUUCCUGAUUUUCGCCGGCUUCUAUAUCCAUUCCUGGGCUGGUGCCCAUGUGCCGUAUCCUGGCCUCACCAAGCUCCCCGCGCACAAGACAAAAACGCUCGAUACGCACCCCAUCACCCAGCUGAUUUCGAACGCCACUAUACACUUCGAGAACCUGCUUAGAGAACGAUCCCUCACACUCCAAGAUGCUGCAAAGCGAUACCGACUGCGCCGCGGCCGACACCCUCCCCCAGGCUUUGACGCCUGGUUUAAACAGGCCAUCAAGGAUGACGCUAUCGUGGUGGAAAGCUUCUUCGACAGAAUACACCACGACAUCAAUCCACUAUGGGCAUUAGACCCUCGGCAAAUGCGCAUGCAAAGCGCCUCGCAGCCCCAGGUCAUCAAGAUCCGAAACAAGAAAGUUUCCAUGGUCACCGACGACCCUGACCGACAGCCAUGGAUCCAACACUGGGCAGCCUUGGUGAAAAAAAUGAUGCCCAACUUACCCGACUUAGACAUGGCUGUCAACGUCAUGGAUGAAACGCGCAUCUUGACGCCGCGGGAAACCAUCAGUAAAUACAUGGAGCUUGAGCAACAAGGUCGCGAGCUCAUUGCGCCCGAGGAAGCCUUGAGCAAGUACAACAGCCUGCAAGACAUAGACAGUCAAAGCCUACAAGCCUUCAGCUUCGACCCUGCUUGGAUAUCAGACCAGGCAUCCUCCUACUGGAACUACUUUCGCGAGACCUGUCCGGUCGACAGUCCCGGCCGAAAUGUUAGCGCUCUCGAGUCCUUUAACGUGCCUGUCGAGUACCCGAGCGAGCAGAUGCCUUACGCCUAUCACGGCUUUAUCCAAAAUUUUACCCAGGCCCAAGACCCCUGCCUGCAGCCGCACAUGCGUAGCCUCCACGGCACCUUUAUCGAGAGCGUGAGCAUGUCCACCACACAGACCCUCUUCCCGCUCUUUGCUGGCUCUAAGCUGCCAACAAAUAAUGAGAUCCUUAUUCCCGGCGCCAUGUACCUCUCCUCGCGCGCCUUUUACAACGGCGGUUGGAGUAGCGGUGGAAAAUGGUCCGAUAAGACGGACGCCCUCGUGUGGCGCGGGACCGCCUCGGGUGGCCGCAACAAGAUGGAUAACUGGUGGCACUUUCACCGCCACCGCUGGGUGCAAAUUAUGAACGGCACCACGGUCGCCCGUGUCGAGGCCGGCGACGCCGCUGCCGCCCCAACCUUUGACCUGCUCUCGGCUGCCAACUAUAGCCUCCCCCAGAACAUGGACGGCCAUAUCGGCACGUGGCUCGCCAACUUCUCCGACGUGGCCUUUGUCCACCUCGAGUGCUUCCCCGAGCCACCCAAGAAAUACAAAGGCACCUGCUCGUACACUGGCGAGCACCUGGGCAUCGCCAAGCCCAUGCCCAUGAAGCAGCAGUACCGCUACAAGUACCUGCCCGAUGUCGAUGGGAACUCGUUUAGCGGCCGUUGGCGCGCGUUUCUCAAGUCAACAAGCGUGCCGCUCAAAGCCACCAUUUACGCCGAGUGGCAUGACGACCGCAUGGUGCCGUGGGUUCACUUUGUGCCAUUUGACAUGUCGUACAAGGACAUAUACGCCGUCAUGGAGUACUUUCUCGAUGGCCGCGACGCGCAGGCCGAGGUCAUUGCCACAGAAAGCAGCAACUGGGCAAAUGCGGUAUAUCGGAAUGAGGAUAUGAAGCUCUAUGUCUGGAGACUGUUGCUGGAGUAUGCGCGCGUCGUCGACGAUAAUCGCCAACGUCUUGCAUUUGUGGACGAUUUACGAAACAAAGACUAA
Cordyceps militaris CM01 is the source of this 1851-nucleotide messenger RNA. RefSeq names its product Lipopolysaccharide-modifying protein. NCBI's taxonomy places the organism in Eukaryota, Fungi, Ascomycota, Sordariomycetes, Hypocreales, Cordycipitaceae. The record is from RefSeq and is a predicted model, not a curated record. The transcript has a single exon. Bases 1 to 1851 code for a protein of 616 amino acids.